Molecule: messenger RNA, 666 nt
Organism: Andrographis paniculata
Lineage: Eukaryota; Viridiplantae; Streptophyta; Magnoliopsida; Lamiales; Acanthaceae
Product: ethylene-responsive transcription factor ERF003-like
Exons: 2
Coding region: 85-531 (148 amino acids)
Biological process (GO): regulation of DNA-templated transcription
Molecular function (GO): DNA-binding transcription factor activity; DNA binding
Source: RefSeq, a predicted model, not a curated record
AACACACCCCAAAAUUCCUUCAUAGGACUUUUCCCCAACAUCUCCCGCGCAUUAAUUAACUACAGUACAAACCAGCAACAAUUAAUGCCCAGACAACCACCGCCGCCGCCGCAGCCGCAGCGGCGCUACCGCGGCGUCCGGCAGCGCCACUGGGGCUCUUGGGUCUCCGAGAUUCGCCACCCCUUGCUGAAGACGCGGAUAUGGCUGGGCACCUUCGAGACGGCGGAGGACGCGGCGGCGGCCUACGACGAGGCGGCGAGGAUCAUGGGCGGGCCGCGGGCUCGGGCCAGGGCCAAUUUUGAGCAGAGCGGGCCGCGGCUGCUCUCCGCCGCGCUAAUGGCCAAGUUGCACGACUGCCACGUGGCGUCCCUGAAAAUGGUCGCAAAAAAACAACUGGCGCCGGCGCCGCCGCAUCCGCCGCCGGGGAAUGCGGCGGAGGGAGGCCGUCGGGAGUUGAAAUCUGAGGAAGAUGAGGAUAUUGAGCAGAUGAUUCAGGAGCUCCUGGAUUACAGCACCCCGCCUGAGUUCUGAGGACUAUCCCAUUGUAGCACAAAUUAAGGUUGUCUUUUUGUUUUUUUUAUCCGAUUGUCUUUUGUAAUGAUAAUAAUAAUGUACUAUUUUAUUACGUUUCCCGGCGUUAAAAUGAUGUUCAUUUUAACGACGUAA